This is a messenger RNA of Girardinichthys multiradiatus, 4841 nucleotides long. It is a transcript of the gene arhgap46a, whose product is annotated as Rho GTPase activating protein 46a. The record is from RefSeq and is a predicted model, not a curated record. The transcript has 10 exons. Lineage: Eukaryota; Metazoa; Chordata; Actinopteri; Cyprinodontiformes; Goodeidae. Gene Ontology annotation, molecular function: protein binding; GTPase activator activity. Gene Ontology annotation, cellular component: cytoplasm; cytoskeleton. Gene Ontology annotation, biological process: signal transduction. The coding region runs from base 190 to 3582 and encodes 1130 amino acids.
UGGGGGUUGGAGACCGGUUGACCCCCAUCCCAACCGCAUGAUUCACGUGGAGAGGCGGAGACUCCAUAAAGGAUUCACCCAGGCAGGCAGCACCGGGGAAGGACCGUCCUGUACUCGCCGCUCCGAAAACUAACUUCCGAAGAAGGGCAAAGUUUCUUCUUUGUGUCCACCUCGUUUACAAUGUGAAAAAUGGCCGGGACAAGCUCUGAUUGGGUGGAGAUCCUGGAGCCACGCUCCCGCGAGCGCAUGUAUGUGAACUUGACCACAGGUGAAUGCGGCUGGGAUCCCCCUCCUGGUGUUCCUGUCCGCCAGGCAGACGGCAACCAGUGGUGGGAGCUGUUUGACCCUCACAGCGGCCGCUUCUACUACUACAACGCAACUGGGCGUCGCACGGUCUGGCACCGACCCCAGGGAGCUGACAUAGUGCCCCUCUCCCAGCUGCAGGCCAUGAAGCGGGGCAGUGAGGCCAGGCAGGCUGGAAGGGUCGUGGAGGAGCGCCACCACUCUACCACUGGGAGCAUCAGCAGCGUGGGGAGCCAGGGGCGCCGCACCCCUCUGGCCGAGCGGGACAUUGACAGCCCGCUCCCCACAGCCCUGGAGCCCUCUGAGCAGAAUGCAAACUCCGAGCUGGACCCAGCAGUGGAUAGCCGGAUGAAAGGAGAUGGGCGCAGCACCGAACACGACACGGAUGACGGCAAAGACCCACAGAGGGAUAAUUCUCAAAGAUGGCAGCCAGCACCCGGUUCUAAAGCAGCCAUGUUGGUGAAGGUGAACAGCAUGCAGCGCAGCCAGCCCAUCCCACCACUGCAGCAACAUUUACAGCACAGUGCACCCAGCAAAGCCAGCACUGCUUCCCAUGGAGGACACCCGAGCUCCAGCCAGGGAUAUAAAACAGCCCCUUCUGGCAAAAUGGCCAGUGAUGGGCGUCAGGCUCAUCACAUUAGAAAAGGCAGCAAUGGUAGCUUCUGUUUGUUGACAUCGGACGCUGGCCACCCCAGUCCGCUCCUCCAGAGGUCACAGACUUGCACCCCGCGCCCAGUCUCUCCUCCGUAUGGUUGCACUGCCCCGAUCUACGAUGAGCCAGUGUCAGAAUGUCCCAUAUAUGACGAACCCCCUACAGAUAUGGAAGUAGAGGGGGCACACCUGUAUAAUGGACAACAUUUGUCUCGUUUGACACCUACCCAGAGUCUCCAAAAGCCUAGACUUCUCCCGCACCCUGCUUCAUCUCAUCUGGGGUCUAGACACCGGAGAGACCCCUCUUCCUCUGACUACAGCCCAGCCGGUCUGGAGUGCAUCAAGCACAUGGUCAAUGUGGACCCCAAACAAGGGCUCCCAUCCAGCUCUCCUCUGCCUACGCGAGCUGCUUCCCCUACCUCCAGACAAGAUCGUGUUUUGAAUCUGCCCCAGCCACACCCUUCACAACAGUCUCGAGGCCAGUUAAGGGACAGAGAGCUAGGAACCCCGGGCCCGAGUUCACUGGACAAAAAGCAUAACUGGCGAAUCCUGGAGGCCACUGUGCAGCGUGCCAUGGAUGCACGGCACAGCAGGCAGAGCAGCCAAGCCUCACAGGAUUUCCAAUCCACUACCCCACAGGCCACAGCAAACUAUCAAGACUCUGGCUACUCCACAGGACCCUCUCCAAGCUUGAGAAGAAAGAGCAGGAGGAGAGUGGGAGGCGCAGGAGGCAGGCCGGGGUCAGUAGGCAGCAGCGGGGAGCUAUGCGCCCUAAACGAGAGACUAAUGGCAGAAAUGAGGGAGGUGGUGAGUCGCUCCAACACCAUGAGAGAGGUGAGAGCAGGGCUGGACCCAGAAAUGGGGGACAGAGGUGUUGUACCUCGGACACGCUCCCCUGCAGACUCACUCAGGUGGUUUGGAGGAGGAGGGAGCUCUGCGGGCAGGUGUCCAUCACAAGAGGACAUGGGCAGUGCUCCACGGUCACUAAAGGGGACGAGUAACUGUGGCCCCCCUGUUCUGACCCCUCUGGAAAUACCAGGAAGGCAAAAAAGAACCUAUGAAAAGGUGGAUACAUUGGAGAUGAGCAUAAACAGCCAGGCCAGCCUUUCAUCACCAGAGACCCCAGGACCACAAUCACAGGCGGGAACCCUAGAGCUGCAGGCUCAGCUGGAGAGCAGGAAGAAAGGCAUGGUGGAUGGACGGACUGCUUCUCUAGGUCCACAUCGCUCUGCCAGCCAUGACAACCGAGAAGGAGCUGAUGGAGCAGGAGGACAAAGAGGAUCUUCCUACCAGCUCUCCUAUGCUACCCUGCGGCAACCUCCACCUCCCGACAUGGGCAUGGAGGACUGGGCCAGCAAGCACCUCAACAUGCACACGCAGGGGCUGUUCCGGCGACGCGUCUCCAUCGCCAACAUGUUGUCCUGGAACCGCGGGUCCAUCAAGAAGCCUAUGCUGGUCACCAGCGACCGUGCCAUCAGGAAGGAGGCCUGCGAGAUGUUCAAGCUCGUGCAGGCUUACAUGGGAGACAGGCCUUCGCGACUUGACCGCCGCCACUGCGCCCUGCUCAUCGUCACCAAGUGCUGGGACAUGCCAGGGCUGCGGGACGAGCUGUACGUACAGCUGGUGAGGCAGACCACAGGCAACGCCAGCCCCCGAAGCCUGGCGGCAGGGUGGGACCUCAUGGCUGUCAGCUUAGCCUUCUUUGCACCUUCACCGAAGUUUCGCUGCUACCUGGAGGGCUACAUUCAGAGACACACGGAGCCCAACAGCGACAAGAAAUGUGAGUCUCAGACUGAGGCACAGGUGACACAGUUUAUUUUGGAACAGCAGGAACUAAAACUGAAGAAGAAUUCAAAGUCCCGAAAGAAGCGGAAGCAGAACACAGAGGAGGAAGAAGGCCUUCCUGUCAGCACGUAUGCCAAGUUCUGCCAUCGGAAGCUCCUCAAGGUGGCGAUCACUGGGGGCAAAAAGGGUCUGCGUAAACCCACCUUGGAGGAGAUCGACCACAGCAGACGGGCCAUCAUCACCCCAUCCCUUUUUGGCAGCUCUCUUGAGGAAGUGAUGGAAAGGCAGAGCGAACUCUUCCCAGACAGGAAGCUACCCUGGGUGCAGGUUCAGCUGUCCCAGUAUGUCCUGGCUCUGGGUGGGGCUCAGACAGAGGGCAUCUUCAGAGUGCCCGGAGACAUUGACGAAGUCAAUGCAUUAAAGCUCCAAGUGGACCAGUGGAGGAUUCCAGAGAAUCUCUCUGACCCUAAUGUUCCUGCCUCUCUGAUGAAGCUCUGGUAUCGUGAGCUGGAGGAGCCCCUGAUUCCAAUGGACUUCUACAAGCAAUGCAUCAGUAACUGUGACGACCCGGUGGCAGCCAUUGCUGUGGUGCAGUCUCUACCAGAACUGAACAGACUGGUUCUGUGCUACUUCAUCCACUUCCUUCAGGUAUUCGCCCAGCCAUCCAACGUCGCCAUAACCAAGAUGGACGUGAACAACCUGGCCAUGGUGAUGGCUCCCAACUGCCUCCGUUGCCAGUCCGACGACCCGCGGAUCAUCUUUGAGAACACCCGCAAGGAGAUGUCCUUCCUGCGAAUGCUCAUCGUUCACCUGGACACCGGUUUCAUCGAGGGUGUGGUGUAGACACUGUAAUGCCCUCAGUGCACAUGUUGGUCAAACAUUUACAAUCAGGCAAAAAAUAAACACUGUCUCUGUCUAGGUCACACUGGAAACUUUACAGUUCUUAGAACGUGUGUGUGUGUGUGUGUGUGUGUGUGUGUGUGAAUGCUUGGACUUCAGGCCAUGUGUGUUUUCUGUUCCCUUCCAGAGAGACGACACUCGUUUCAGUUCACUGUUGUUUCAAACUAAAAUCCACAGUGGCUGAUUUUAAGUGACUGACUUUAUUCCUAACCACAGCAUGUGAAACAGGCUAACGCUUUAUUUCUAAUUCUACAGCUAUUACUACUGUUAUAGCUUGACUGUGCAAGGUGGGAUUUAAUCAAGAUUUACUUCAGAAUUAUUCACUUGUAAAAAAAAAAAAAAAAAAAAUCUUAAUUUAAGCAGUUGACACUUUUUUUCCCAGCAUUCUGGUUUUAUUAAUGUUUGUGUGUGACUUAUCAGUGUAAACAGAAGACAUGUUUGUUUUUAUCAUGUAACAAAAGUAAGUCAAUUAAAAGAACUCUUUAUGUCUUAUUAAUAGGUUUGCCUCGGCUACUUUCAUUAGCCGUAUUGACGGUUUCAUUGGUCAAGAACUAAAGAGUGCAUAGUGCCUAUAAUUCAAAGCACACGCUGGGAGGACGGGCUGGAAGCUAAUGGAUGUGGAUGGGUGAGAUUUAGUAAAAAAGUAUAAAGAGUGCUUUAAUUAUUUUUUUAUCCAAAUAGAGCCCCUCACAAACAUCAUGUCAUGUUGUGAAAGCCAUGAUCCAAUAAUCCUUAUUUUAUGUUUUUCUCAGUCUUUCAGUUGGAAUUGUUCUCUUGUUUGUGAUUCCAUUGGCUCAGGUCCUAUGGAGAAAAAAAAACGGGUGUUUGAUGUAUAUCACAGACAAAAAUUCAGUGAAACACCUGUAGUGAGAAUGGAGUAUUGGUGGACUGUCGAGCCCUAUGAAAAUGUAAACUGAGCUGUUUGUAAUACUGCUUGGAAAUGUGUACUAACCUUCCUGAAGUAUAUUCUAAUAAUCCAGUGUAUGGGGUGGGAUGGGUGGAGGGGGUUCAGUUUAACUGUAAAGAGCAAUAAACAGAUGUGGAAGUGAGAGGCUGUAAUUAACAGUUGAUUUCUCUGCUGUAACUGCUUGCUAUUUGAACAACGAACAGAUUCAAACCACUUUCAGCAUAUGUGUGCUUGCUGACUGUCUUGUCAUCAUCUGUAAUGACUGACUUUAAAUAAAAGUUUGUUCAUUUGUUGA